AUGGGUUCCCAGGUUCGUGGUCUGGAGAGAACAGAAGCCGAGACCAGGCCGGAGUGCCUAUCCUCAAUCAAUAUGGGGUCCCAGGUGCGCGGUCUCAACUUGAAGAGGAUGGAGGCGGGAACCAGGCCGGAGCACUUCUCCUCAACCAAUAUCGGGUCCGAGGUGCGUGGUCCCAACUCGAACAGGACGGAGGCGAGGAGAGGCCGGGAGGGCCCAUCCUCAACCAACAUGGGGUUCCGAGGUGCGUGGAAGCUCAAGCUGAAGAAGGGCAAGGACAAGGUGCGUAUCCUCAAGAAGAAGAAGGCCGGGAGCGGGAACGAAGCCGUGCAGGCUCGCCUGCAUGGUGUCCCAGGUGCGUGGUCUCAGUCGAAGAAGGCGGAGGCAGGGACGAGGCCGGCGCAAUAUGGGUUUCCAGGCGCGUGGUCUCAGCCCGAAGAAGGCGGAGGCGGGGACGAGGCGGGGACGAGGCCGGAGCGCUUAUCCUCGACCAACGUGGAGUCCCAGGUACGCGAUCUCGGCCCGAAGAAGGUGAAGGUGGGGUGCUUGAAGCCAGAAGAAGGCGAGCUUCAAGAGGAGGCGACAACAGGCUCGAAGGACUUACUCUCAGAAUACGUUCUCGGCGCGUGGUCUCAACCUGAAGAAGACGGAGGCGGCGACAAGGCCGGAGUGCCUAUCCUCAAGCAAUAUGGGGUCCCAGGUGCGCGGUCUCAACUUGAAGAGGAUGGAGGCGGGAACCAGGUGCGGAAGUUCAAGCUGAAGAAGACACAGGUGUGGAAGUUCAAGCUGAAGAAUACAGAGGCGUGGAAGCUCAAGCUGAAGAAGGGCAAGGACAAGGCGUGGAAGCUCAAGCUGAAGGAGACGGAGGCGUGGAAGCUCAAGCUGAAGAAGACAGAGGCGUGGAAGCUCAAGCUGAAGAAGGGCAAGAACAAGGCGUGGAAGCUCGAGCUGAAGAAGGGCAAGAACAAGGCGUGGAAGCUCAAGCCGAAGAAGACAGAGGCAAGGACCAGACCGGGCGUGAAGCUCAAGCGGAAGAAGACAGAGGCGUGGACGCUCAAGCGGAAGAAGACAGAGGCAAGGAGGAGGCCGGGCGUGGACGCUCAAGCGGAAGAAGACAGAGGCAAGGAGGAGGCGUGGACGCUCAAGCGGAAGAAGACAGAGGCAAGGAGGAGGCCGGGCGUGGACGCUCAAGCCGAAGAAGACGGGGGCAAGGACCAGGCGUGGAAGCUCAAGCGGAAGAAGACGGAGGCAAGGACGAGGCGAACACUGAAGGAGACGGAGUCGCCGAAGGCGAGCCAUGGAGAGUGCAAGGAAUAUGCCCGAUACUUGGGCAUCGACCCCGGAUACGAGGGAGAAGAGACACACAACGCGAUGUUGUGCCCGAGCCUCGGUGCAUGGUCUCAACCUGAGAAGAACACGGAGGCGGGGAUCAGGUGUGACGUCUCGCAGCCCGAAGAAACUGGAGGCGGGGACGAGGCGGGAACUACGGGGUCCCAAUCCGGAGAAGGCGAAGGCGGGGAAGAGGUGCGUGGGCUCAACCUGAAGAAAGCGGAGGGGACGAGGCCGGAGGGCUUAUCCUCAACCAAUAUGGGGUCCCAACCCGAAGAAGGCGAAGGCGGGGACGAGGCCGGUGUGAAGUCUCAUCCCGGAGAAGGAGGAGGCGGGGACGAGGCCAAAGCGAUUAUCCUCAACAAAUCUGGGGUCCGAGGUGUGAAGUCUCAUCCCGGAGAAGGAGGAGGCGGGGACGAGGCCAAAGCGAUUAUCCUCAACAAAUCUGGGGUCCGAGGUGUGAAGUCUCAUCCCGGAGAAGGAGGAGGCGGGGACGAGGCCAAAGCGCUUAUCCUCAACCAAUAUGGGGUCCUAGGUGCGUGUUCAGACAGCCCGAAGAAGGCGGAGGCAGGGUGCGUGGUCUCACAGCCCGAAGAAGGCGGAGGCGGGGACGAGGCCGGCGCGGACGAGGCCGGAGAGCUUGUCCUCAACCAAUAUGGGGUUUCAGGGAAAGCGGAGGCGGCGCAGCCGCGAAGAGGUGCAGCCGCCACGCUUAUCCUCAACCAGAAUGGGGGACAGGGGGAAGAGGCGCAGCCGCGAAGAGGUGCAGCCGCCACCCUUAUCCUCAACCAGAAUGGGGGCCAGGGGGAAGAGGCGAGAGGUGCAGCCGCCACGCUUAUCCUCAACCAGAAUGGGGGCCAGGGGGAAGAGGCGAAGACAGCCGCCACGCUUAUCCUCAACCAGAAUGGGGGCCAGGGGGAAGAGGCGCAGCCGCGAAUCCUCAACCAGAAUGGGGGCCAGGGGGAAGAGGCGCAGCCGCGAAGAGGUGCAGCCGCCACGCUUAUCCUCAACCAGAAUGGGGGCCAGGGGGAAGAGGCGCAGCCGCGAAGAGGUGCAGCCGCCACGCUUAUCCUCAACCAGAAUGGGGGCCAGGGGGAAGAGGCGCAGCCGCAAAGAGGUGCAGCCGCCACGCUUAUCCUCAACCAGAAUGUUAUCCUCAACCAGAAUAGGGGCCAGGGGGUGCAGCCGCCACGCUUAUCCGGUGCCAGGCGAAGAGGUGCAGCCGCCACGCUUAUCCUCAACCAGAAUGGGGGCCAGGGGGAAGAGGCGCAGCCGCGAAGAGGUGCAGCCGCCACGCUUAUCCUCAACCAGAAUGGGGGCCAGGGGGAAGAGGCGCAGCCGCGAAGAGGUGCAGCCGCCACGCUUAUCCUCAAGCAGCAUUGUGCGGAGGCGGGGACAAGGCGGGGACAAGCAACCAAUAUGGGGUCCCCGGUGCGUGGUGUCAACCUGAAGAAGACGGAGGUGCGUGGUCUCAACCUGAAGAAGACGGAGGCGCAUGCAGAAGUGGUGCUUAUCUUCAACCUGAAGAAAGACAGAGACGG
Symbiodinium sp. CCMP2592 is the source of this 2867-nucleotide messenger RNA. The record is from the annotation of a GenBank genome assembly. NCBI's taxonomy places the organism in Eukaryota, Dinophyceae, Suessiales, Symbiodiniaceae.